AUGACAAGCUUUCCUUCCGAGUUCGCUGCCAAUCAACUGAAAAAGUAUGGCUGGUCUGAUGGUGAAGGCCUUGGCAAAAAUAAGGACGGUAUUUCCAGACCAAUCAAGGCGUCGAUGAAAUUCAGUCGACGGGGUCUUGGAGCAGUUCACUUGACUGCCAGGAUGGAUGAAUCGUUUUGGUCGGACGUCUACCAGGAAGCCGUCUCACGAGUGUGUGACAACACUUCAACACCAAGCAACAUUACCACUACCUCGGUCCUUCCGAAAGUUAAAUUUGUUUCCGCUAAACAUGAUCAAUCACGUACGGUUGAGAAGAACCAAAAGAGACGGCACACAAAGGUGGUCUUUCAGCUUGGAUCUGUUCUCAGUGGUUCGGGAGAACAUACUGUAUCACCAAGGGACGCUGAAGUAGCAUGCAACAAUGAAUGUUUGGUUGUCGCAGCGACUAAGGAAACUCCAGGUACAUCAACAAGCAAAAGGUUAAAAAUGGAAGAGAAUGAAUGCGAUUCCAAGUCGACAAAGCUCGGUAGUAAAGAGUCACUUAUUAAGCAGCCACUGCACUCCCUCUCUGACACCUGUUUGCUGGAAAUUGGAAAGGGCCGGACUGGGCAUCCAGCAGCCCGAUUUGGCAUUCGUUGCGGCGGAAAGCUAGCCCGAGCUGCAAAGUUCCUGUAG
This is a messenger RNA of Mesocestoides corti, 675 nucleotides long. Lineage: Eukaryota; Metazoa; Platyhelminthes; Cestoda; Cyclophyllidea; Mesocestoididae. The record is from the annotation of a GenBank genome assembly.